Molecule: messenger RNA, 1242 nt
Organism: Peronospora matthiolae
Lineage: Eukaryota; Oomycota; Peronosporomycetes; Peronosporales; Peronosporaceae
Source: the annotation of a GenBank genome assembly
AUGAUGGGCAUCAUGCCGUCGCUACGCUCUCUAGCCUCCAGUCGCCGGUCAACGCUCUUCGCUGCUCGCACUGUUGCUGGAUCUGCUAAAGUUCGGGAUCCAGCUCUUUUGCAUUCGUAUGGUGAUGGCUUUCUCGGUGCGCUGGGUACUGGAAGUUACGAAAACGUGUUGACGCCCACGCCAUUACCGACGACAACGGAUCUGUCGGUCAAGGAGAUUUCUGUUGGCUGGGCUCACGCUGGCUUUGUUACACAUGCUGGAGACGCCUAUGUGUUUGGACGCACGCACUCGUUUCGUGACGUAAUUCGCACGACGAACAUGCAGCGCGUUCUUCCAAAGCUCGUGGGUUGGAUGAACAGCUUCACGUAUGCACGUAGAGUAGACACGUUGGAGCCGAUGCUGCUGGAUCUGCCGGAGGGAGAACGAGUCAAGACGAUCGUGUGUUCUACGGCGUUGACGUUCUUGUUGACGGAGAGUGGCAAACUGUUUACGCUGGGUGCCAAUGGCUAUGGCCAGUGCGGUAUCGGCGAGGAGAGUGUCAGUGUGCAGCUGCCGACGCACGUGAAUAUCGACGGUGAUGAGAUUGUCGACAUCGCUGCGGGAUACCAGCAUGGACUUGCGGUGACAAAAGCUGGAACGGUUUUCACGUGGGGUAAGGGCGAACGUGGUCAACUUGGGUACGGCACGGGGAACACCGAUGCACCGCAAGAACUGAUUGCACUAAAGGGCAAGAAGAUCGUCAAAGUGGGUGCUGGCUUCAGUCACUCGUGCGCUCUUGGAGAGGAUGGCGAGUUGUACAUGUGGGGUAAAUUGCUAAACCCGGAGGGUAAAGCUGUAAGCAACGGCGACCAAGUUGUCCCGCGGCUGGUGAAAACUAGCGAUGAUGUGAGGCUGUUUAAGUGCAGCCAAUUCCACACAACUUUCAUCACAGCUGACGACAAGAUCUGGCUAGCAGGGCGGACGCCAUCAGGCCGUCAGCGAAGUAAUGAUUUGGCUCACGUUACAUCGCAGAUGCACACGACACCAAUUCAGAUUACCAAUGACGACGUUGUCUUUGCGAAGGAUAUUGUGAAAAUUGGCAAGGGCGUUGACAAGUCGUCUUUCGUUACAGCUGAUGGUCGAGCGUACGAAUGGAACUUUGAGUCUGGAAUUCACAAAAUGGAAGAGCUUGGUGGUUUGCAGGUGAUGUCAUUAGAGAGUGGCUUUCACUACCGUCUCCUCUUGGCAAACCCGACGAAGUAG